Molecule: messenger RNA, 1668 nt
Organism: Lycium barbarum (goji berry)
Lineage: Eukaryota; Viridiplantae; Streptophyta; Magnoliopsida; Solanales; Solanaceae
Exons: 13
Coding region: 43-1380 (445 amino acids)
Molecular function (GO): protein binding
Source: RefSeq, a predicted model, not a curated record
ACUUUGCAGUUGGCAUUUGAGCUUCCAAAAAUCCAGCUAGAGAUGAGCACUCCAACUGGAGAAGCUUCUACUUCAGAACAAGUCACCGACCAGGAUUGGAUACCAAAUGCACUUAAAAUGGUGGAUUGUUUCUACAAUUACUGGUCAAAUCUAGACGAGACAACCUCUGAUAUCGAGUAUCAAAUUAAUUCGUACAUCGAAAUCCUCGAUUUAAUUCCUCAAGAAAAGAGGCAAUCGGAAUAUGAACGUUCAAUAUUCGAGUAUGUAAAAGGAAGGUUGUAUAAUGCAAUUCCUAAUGUUUAUAAGGAAGAAGCAGAGCGUCAUCUAGUGCAAGCUACUGAAUUGAAUCCGUCUCUGUUUGAUGCUUGGAAUCACCUCGCCAUGUGUGUCGCUAAGAAAGGAGAUUACCAGAGAGCUAAAAAAUGCUUGGAGUUUGUCCUCGAAAGGGAUCCAAAUAGUAGAAUAAUUUUACGUCAACUUGCAGAGCUUGAACUGAUGUUUUUACCAGUUGCUGAAGAUCUGGCAAAACAACUUGAUGAAUGCAUCAAAUAUGCCCAAAUGACACUCGCUCUGGAUAACAUGGACGGACGUUGUUUUCAUCUCAUAGGAAGUGCAUAUCUCACUUCCUUUCUUCUGACUGGAGGAUGGAAUUACGAUAAUCUUCCACUGGCAUUAGAAGCAUACGAGAACGCUGAGAAAAUUGAUGCAAUGGCGUCAAACGCCAAUUUGCUAUACGACUGUGCCAUUGUGAAUAGAUUUCUGGAGAACUACAAGAAAUCCCUAAUUGGAUUAUCAGAUCCUGAAUUAGAGACUCCUUCUCUUGAUGCUUCCAAUCAAGUGGAAGUGACGCUCCAACUUCUUGACAAAUUGGAAGGACAACUUCAGGGUAAGAGUAAUGAUAAGAGCAAUAACAAGAGUAAGGGGAAGAGUAAAGGAAAGAGUAAGGGAAAGAGCAAGGGAAAGAGUACGGAAACAAGUGUGUCUUCCCUGAUCCAGUCACUUGCUACUAUUGAUUUGAACCCUUCAUAUAACAGAGCAACUAUGGAUCUCUUAACUGAAGGACUUAACGAAGGGAUUGCAGUUAUAGCAGCAGUCCGGUGCUUAGUUAAAUAUAAAUAUAAAGCUCCAGUAUACUAUCUGCUCUGUGACUCCAAUGAGAAUAGUUUUGUACUUUUAAUGUUCGGCAUACAGAAGGAAGCAAUUAAACAAGGAGAUCAGGUCACACUACUGGAUCCCUUUUGCAAAUUUGUUGAUUUUGAUUGGGAAGGAAAGCACUAUCAAUUCAUGUCUGUGCGAGUGAAUCUUCUGAAACAAGUUCUUGUAAAUGGAAAUGCCGUGUCUCCCAAUUUUGCUAUUCGUGAAUCAAUAUUAUUGGCAUAAUCGAGGACAUGAGAAGUCUACAAUGAUCUUCUGUAAAUUUCUGUAAGCUACCAACAUAAAGAUACAUUCAGUGGGGCUCAUAUGUCUUGUACACAUGUGUCCAGGAAACAAAACUUGGCAAAAUACGUAUGCUUGUCUACUACACGCAGUAGUGGUGGGAACUUGAUAUGAGAUAAGCUCUCCAUGCACAUGUAUUUUUUUCAAUCCGACAAUGCCAUUUUCUUCAGUUUUAUUUUAGAUGAUACAUUUCUCUGACAUAGAUGACUAGUAUGAAGCAAAAUUUCUCCU